Molecule: messenger RNA, 2773 nt
Organism: Salvia hispanica
Lineage: Eukaryota; Viridiplantae; Streptophyta; Magnoliopsida; Lamiales; Lamiaceae
Source: RefSeq, a predicted model, not a curated record
CCAUGGAAAUCAGUAUGUUCUUAAUUUUAUUCUUGGACAUUGUUUGCUUUUUAGAGUUCACUAUCAUCAAUACCGUCACUAGCAUCAAUAACUGAAAGAAAAAUCAAUUAGUUAUUUGUCAAAAUUUUAUUUAUUCAAUGACUAGAGUUAAACGCGGAUAUAUUGCCCGAAAACAUAGAACAAAAAUUUGUUUAUUUGCAUCAAGUUUUCAAGGGUCUCAUUCAAGACUUAUUCGAAUUAUUACUCAACAGAAUAUAAGAGCUUUGGUUUUAGCUCAUCGGGAUAGGGAUAAGCAGAAGAGAAAUUUUCGCUGUUUGUGGAUCACUCGAAUAAACACAGUAAUUUGAGAAAAGGGAGUAUCCUAUAGUUAUAGUACCUUAACCACAAGGAGGGGGAUGCCGAAGGCAGGGCUAGUGACUGGAGUGAAGUCGUAACAAGGUAGCCAUGCUGGAAGGUGCGGCUGGAUCACCUCCUUUUAAGGGAGAGCUAAUGCUUGUUGGUUUUUUUGGUUUGCCACUGCUUCACACCCAAAACAAAAAGAAGGAAACGACAUCUGAGUUAAACUUGGAGAUGGAAGUCUUGUUUUGUUUCUCGGUGGUGAAGUAAGACCAAGCUCAUGAGCUUAUUAUCCUAGGUCGGAACAUUGACUGGAAAGGUAGGGUAGAUAACUCAUUAAUAUAAAAUAAUCUAUCAUGUUUUGUUUAUUUGAUUUUCCUCACAAACGUCCCCUUAUGUAUAGUUGAACAGAUAAUAACGUUUUGCAUAUAUUUUACUCUCUCCGUCCCAAAUAGGCCAUUUACAGUUGACACAUGUUUUAAUGCAUAAUUGGUAAAAUAAGAGAGAAAGAGGAAAAAAUUUAAAAUUUUAUAGCGGAUGGUGGAGCUUAUAAAUGAUAAAGUAAAAGAAAAGGAGAAAAUGUUGUCAUAACUGGAUAUGGACUAUAUCUAUGGGAUGUACAAAAUGAUAUAUGGUCUUUGAAUGGGACGGAGGGAGUAUUAAGUAAUACCCCAAUCCCGCCAUUAUUUGUCAUUGGUUCUAUUUUUGGUGCGUUUGUCAAUACUUGUCAUACUUACUGUUUUACUACUUUUGGUAAUGGACUUCAAAUUCUCAUUCUGAACUCGUACAAAAUCUAAUAGAUAAAAGUAGGACUACGUUACACUAACUUUCCAAUCUACUUUCCAUUGCAUUUCUGAAAACUUGUGUCAGGUCAAAGUGUGCUCAUUAACGAUGGACGGAGAGAGUAAAAGAAAUUUAUCAUUUUCAGCAAGUAGAUCGAUAAAUAUACAUGGAGUCUAACAACACAAUGCAAGCCUCAACUCUCUUGAAUUCAAAACUACGUCAAAGAUCCGGUGCACAAUCGGAUAGAACAAUCUACCGAGUCCAUAGACACUUACGCAACGUGAACCCGAAAGCCUAUGAGCCCGAGAUAAUCGCCAUCGGCCCAUAUCACCACGAUAAUGAGCAUCUAAAGAUGAUGGAAGAUUACAAGCUCCAUUACCUGAAACAACUGCUUGCCGAAAAGAAUCCACCCGAUGAUGUCGGAAGGUAUGUAGCUGCUCUAGACAGGGAGGAAGAAAAAGCAAGAAGAUGCUAUGCAGAUCAACCUAAAACCCUAAGCACAGCCCAGUUCAUACAAAUGCUUGUUCUAGAUGGCUGCUUCAUUGUCCAGCUAGUUCGCAAGUUCGAUAGAGUGAAGAGCAAUUUAAAUAGAGUGAAUUCGUGGGAGAUGAAUGAUCCUAUCUUCCAAAUGGAGUGGAUGAUCAACAGCCUGCAGCGUGAUCUCAUGCUCUUCGAGAACCAGCUGCCCUUCUUCGUCUUGUGCAAGCUCUACGACCUCAUCGAGGCACCUAACCAGCAUUCUAGGUUCUUGUUCCUUCUCCGCCAAUUCUUCUCCACUCUGUGCCCUGGAAAAGGUUGCAACCCAAAGUCGCCCGUUAUGCCUGCAGAUCUUGACAAGGUAAAACAUCUGCUCGACUUCAUCCAUAGCAGUUGGUUUCCUCCUCUCCAACGCCCGGGCAAAGGAAGGGUGAGGUUCAUCAUCGAUAGCGUGACGAGGCUUGAAGAGGCUAAUGUCAAGUUUAGGAUCAGAUCAGAAGGAAAGACGCUGUUCGACGUGGGGUUCAAAGAAGGGGUGAUGACCAUACCGCCAUUGACCAUUGAGGACAGGACGGAGUCGUUCCUCCGGAACCUCAUCACGUACGAGCAGUACUUUCAACAGACUGUCGUGAUAGAUUAUGUCCACUUCCUAAACUGCAUCAUUGAUUCCUCCAUGGAUGUGGAAAAACUAUCUCAAAAAGGGAUCAUCAACAACUGGUUAGGGGAUGCACAUACUGUGGCGGAGAUGGUGAACAAACUGGGCGACUCGGUGGCAGGACCCGGGAAUAGCUUCUUCUAUGGGGAGAUGUUUGAGGAUGUGCAAAAGCACUGCGCAAGACCUAUGAAUAAGUGGAGAGCUAGUAUGAAGCGUAGAUAUUUUAGCAGCCCUUGGGCCGUCAUUUCUGUUCUUGUUGGUGCAGUGCUUAUUCUUACAUUCGUACAAACAGUUUUUACCAUAUUACAGGUUGUUUGAAAAUUUGUUGGAACAGGGGAGAUGCUCAAAAGUCUAGGCAAGACUUUGUAAUUUGAAGUGCUAAAGGGUUGAUUGUUAUGUUCAUUGUAUUCUAUUUCAGUAUAGAUUUAAGAUAUAUACUAGCAUAUGAAAUUACAAUAAUGUAGUGAAGGAAUGAUUUGAAAAUGGUCAUUCUAAAAUAGAUUAUUUACCUUUGUUUGAAUA